UCAUGUUCAGUUGCUUUACUGCUUCGAAAGCAAGCACUCUAACUAAAGCAUAUUUUGUUUUCUGUCAAGCAAAUGAUACUUUAUUUUCUUACUUAUAGCUCAACAAUAAUUUCGAACAUUGCAAAUAAUGAAGUUCUAGUUCUUUUCAAAUUGAUGACAUAAAUAUAAACUUCAAAAUCAUGUGGAUUUUGCAUUGACAAUAACAUAUCUCAUCUGAUGUCAUAAUGAAAAACCAUUGUAGCUUUUUGAUGUCAACCGCAAUAUUGAUGGGAUAUCAUAUCAUAUUACAACAAAAACUUAAAAUUUUCAAUGGCAAUGCACAAGUUGCUUUAGGUCGCAGAAUCGGAUUCUACAGGUUUUGUGGAGACAUUGGUCGAGGGAAUUUCUCACGUGUUAAGCUUGCGAUACAUCAGUUAACCAAAGAUAAAGUUGCAAUCAAAGUAGUUGAUACUAGUCGUUUAGAUGCCAAAGCACUUCGUAUGCUUUCAAAAGAAGUUAGCACACUUGAAGCAGCAUUCCAUCCAUUUAUUUUGAGGUUAUUUGAGGUGAUAGACACCAUAGGAAAAAUUUACCUAGUAAGUGAAUGGAUACCCGGCGGAGAACUCUACAGUAGAAUCGUAGAUAUUGGUGUACUAGAGGAAUAUCACGCUGCUGUUAUAUUUUAUCAGCUUCUCAUAGCUGUUAAAUACUUGCACAGUUUAGGAUACGUUCAUCGAGACAUAAAAGCAGAGAAUAUUUUAAUGAUAAACGAAGAGAGAAUAAAGCUCGCAGAUUUUGGUUUUAGCACUCAAUUAAUCAACGGUUCAAACCAACAUUUGGAUACAUUUUGUGGAUCACCCCCAUAUGCCGCACCUGAAUUAUUCAGCGAUGAUCACUAUGUAGGAGGACCUGUAAGUAAGACAAAUAUAAGAAACAAAAUCACAAAGGAUUUAUCUAGGAAAUGCAAUUAG
This is a messenger RNA of Aedes aegypti (yellow fever mosquito), 950 nucleotides long. RefSeq names its product serine/threonine-protein kinase NIM1. The transcript has 7 exons. NCBI's taxonomy places the organism in Eukaryota, Metazoa, Arthropoda, Insecta, Diptera, Culicidae. Gene Ontology annotation, molecular function: ATP binding; tau-protein kinase activity; protein serine/threonine kinase activity. The record is from RefSeq and is a predicted model, not a curated record. Gene Ontology annotation, cellular component: cytoplasm. Bases 225 to 950 code for a protein of 241 amino acids. Gene Ontology annotation, biological process: protein phosphorylation; microtubule cytoskeleton organization; intracellular signal transduction.